GUGUGCAGGGCCAGCGCGGGGCCGAGCAGCCGCGGGGUACGUCCUGGGCUCCGCCGAGACCGUCGUGCCCGCUCCUAGCCUCGGCCGCAGCCGCUUUAGCCGCCGCCGCCGGGGGAGCGGCCGCCUUUUGUCUUUCUCCGCGGCGAAGGUGCGGAACUGUUCCGGCUCGGCCCGCGGGGAAGCCCCGGGAGCCGCUAGACUUGACAAGACUGCCAGGGUGUGCUUGGGAUCCUCCUUGUUGAACCAGAAGGUGCCUCCAGUGUCCUGGGUCAUGAAACUUAAUCCACAGCAAGCUCCAUUAUAUGGCGAUUGUGUUGUUACAGUAUUGCUUGCUGAAGAGGACAAAGUUGAAGAUGAUGUAGUUUUUUACUUGGUAUUUUCGGGUUCCACCCUCCAUCACUGUACAAGUACUCGGAAGGUCAGUUCUGAUACGCUGGAAACCAUCGCUCCUGGUCAUGACUGCUGUGAGACAGUGAAGGUGCAGCUCUGUGCUUCCAAAGAGGGCCUUCCUGUGUUCGUGGUGGCUGAAGAAGACUUCCACUUUGUCCAGGAUGAAGCGUAUGAUGCAGCCCAAUUCCUGGCAACCAGUGCUGGAAAUCAGCAGGCUCUGAUUUUCACCCGUUUUCUUGACCGGUCAGGACCCCCAUCUGGGGACGUGAACUCCCUCGAUGAGAAGGUUGCGCUAGCGUUCAGACACCUGAAGCUGCCAGCAGAGUGGAAUGUGCUGGGAACAGAUCAGACUUUGCAUGAUGCUGGCCCUCGGGAGACGUUAAUGCAUUUUGCUGUGAGGCUGGGACUGCUGAGGUUGACGUGGUUCCUGUUGCAGAAGCCAGGUGGCCGUGGAGCCCUCAGCAUCCACAACCAGGAAGGGGCGACGCCUGUGAGCUUGGCCUUGGAGCGAGGUUAUCAUAAGCUGCACCAGCUUCUGACCGAAGAGAAUGCUGGAGAACCAGACUCCUGGAGUAGUUUAUCCUACGAAAUACCUUACGGAGACUGUUCAGUGAGGCAUCAUCGAGAGUUGGACAUCUAUACAUUAACCUCUGAGUCUGAAUCACAUCAUGAACCCCCAUUUCCUGGAGACAGUUGCACUGGACAUAUUUUUAAACUUAUGAACAUCCAACAGCAACUAAUGAAAACAAACCUUAAGCAGACGGACACUCUUACGCCCUUAAUGAUGACAGCACAGGACCCUUCCAGUCCAUUCCGUGCCCCAGAGACAGAUGGUCAGUCCCUUCUCUGUGCAUCCGAGCCCACAGGCACCCAGCAGGUGUCUUCUGAACAGACCAAGAGCUCACCUUGCUGCCGAAGGAGUCCUGGUGGGCAAAUCGACGGUUCCUGUGACUUAUCAAACGUGACUGAGGAUGAGAAUGAAGGCUUUUCCUGUAGAAGGAAAAAUGAAGAUGCGGAAAGAGAAGGGGGAGUGGUGGAGCCAGCACCUACUGAGGACUCUGGAGCUGUAUUGGAUAGAGCUAGCUGUCUCCAGAGCUUGCCUGACUGUGGAACAAAAAGCUUAGAAGGCCUUUCGUCUCAUGGAAAUGGAAAUGAAGAAACUGGAACAAAGUCUUCUAGAAUGGCCACAUACCAGGAGUCUCCGAGCAGUGCAGACAGUGUACCAGAGGGACAUGUGGUCAUGAAGCCAGGCACAGCCCAGUGUUCCUUGGGAGGUAAACUGGCAGGCAAUUCAGCAACAAAUGCCAGCACCCCAGAGACUGCGGGGGAAAUGGAACAUGGUCUCAUGAACCCAGAUGCCAGUGUCCAGAAGAAAGUGCUUCAAGUAAGGGGAAGUACGAAGGAGAGAUUAGAGAAUACUGACAUCAGCACAGCUGGAGCCUUGGAUGUACAAGGCACAAAUAAGCCCAUGGAUAAAGCCAUUGUGUCAAACUGUAUCUCUGCUGCAGGUUCCCCGUGUGGUAACAAACCUGCUGAGUCUUUACUCACAUUUAAUAAUAGAGAGACCACCAUUGAAAAAACAGAAACUGAAACUUCAGGAAGUUAUGAAGAGAGUGCUGGUGCUCCAGUAGAUCAGAGCCUUGUGGUCAUUCCAGCCACUGAAAAAGACAUGAUUUUAGAAGGCUCAGAACCCAGCACUCCCUUAGAAAUAUGCCAGGUAGUGUCAGCCUCAGCUUUAACCUUUUCUGAGCUAGGAAAAGAUGUAAUUCCAGGCCAGAAACCAGAAACGAAUUCAUCUCAUGCUCAAAGCCAAAAGAGUGAGUCACCUGUUUGUUCUACAACUGGAGAUGGUAAACUUUGUGUUGACUCCGCAUGUCAACAGAACACAGUGACUUCUAGUGGUGAGGUAGUUGCAAAGCAGUGCGGUAACACAGCCAGCCAGCCAGAAAGCACCACAACAGGGCAGGCCAGCACACUAGAGCUCCCCACUGCCGUCUGCUGCGAGGACCCACAGGCCAAAAUGGCCACUUCUGACCCUGUAAGAGAUGCCCAGGAAGGUGUGGAUUUUUGUUCUCUUGAAGUUUUGGAUAAAGAGGGCCAAGGAAAAGAUCUGAAACGAGAUAACCCUUUCACAAAUACAAUUGAGGGAGUUCCAUGUCUAUAUCCAGUUGUCCCUAAAACUGAGAGAAAACCAGUGCCAGACCAGGCGCUGAUCUCAGACGGCACUUUCUCUCUGGCAAACACUCUAGGCAGUGAAUCAGUAACCAAAGAUGAUGUAAUUUCUUUUGUCCCCUCCCAGAAAGAAAAGGGAACAGCAACUCCUGAACUGCAUACGGCUACAGAUUGUAGAAAUGGCUCAGACGGAGAUUCCCGUGGUCCCUGUGAGCAGCCACUAGAAGACAAAGCAGCAGGCCCGGCUGCUUCAGAGCCUGAGCCCAGCAUGGGGAAUGCCAGCCCCACAGGACGUGCCGGAGAGCAUGGGGGUCCCAGCGCCUCAGCGACCUCUGACAUUCUAAAUGUCGAGGCAGGUACUGACUUGUCCCAACUAAGUGUGGGCAAGGACACUUUGGCCUCUGAUACGGUUUUGACCGAAGAAGGAAAAUAUCUAGUGGCUCCGGAAAACUUGGCAGCUCAGGGAAAAUACAACAGAGAUAAACUAGUGACUUAUUCCUCCAUUAAGGAAGAUACUCUUUCUUCAGAGUUGCAAGAGCAGCUGAGAACACCUCCUAGACAAGAGACACCGGGAUUCCUUGAAAAACCUAAUUUGGCUGCCUGUGCCAGGGAUAACGCACUUCACAGUCACUCACUGAAUACACCCUCUUCCUGUCUGAAGGCAGAAAUUAAACCUCACAAGGAAGUGGCUCCACGAGUCGCACUGCUGACUAAAGGUGGGGCUGCACAGAGCCUGGUACAACCUGGAGCAAGUCUGGCCGUGGACUCGAGGCAGGAAGCUUUGGGCGCAGAGCAGAGCAGCUCACCUCUGUUGCCACAUGGGUCUGAGACUCUUUACUGCCAUCGACCUUGUGCUCUGGAUGUUGGAGUGAAGAGCGGUCAGUGUCAGGGAGCAGCCACCUGCGAGGUGAGGGGAAAUGUGAUGGUGGAUGUUGCUGUAUCUCAGCAAGGCACUGAGGGGCCCAAAGGAAAGGAUGUGUCACACAGUGCCCAAGAGAAGAGUAUGAUCCUGGGGUUGCCAGGAGCUUUGCCAGGCAAAGGUGAGACUGACCUACAGCAAGCUGCAAGCUCAGAGAUGGUACCUCUUAACUGGGAAAAAGGGAAGCUGGAAGGAGCAGAUGACAGCUGUGCCAAAGGUGACUCCAAGGAAAAACAAACGGAUGGCAAAGCACAUCCUGUCCUACUGCAGCCUGUUGCCAGGGAGCUCCCCACGGGCACGGGGCUCUCAACUCGUGAUGAUGAGGCCCCCACUGGUGUGAGUGAAGUCACAAGAGCCACGGCCCCAGACAGAGGAGGGAGACCUCCUUCACCACCUUGGAUGGUUUCUGCACAAGCUGCACAUCUGUCUGAGGGAGAAGACUUAAUAGAGGCAGCUGCCAGCCGCAUCGUGGACGCCGUCAUCGAACAGGUUAAGGCCUUGGGAGCACUGCUCACUGUGGGGGAAAUCAGGCACCCAUCACUGUCCGGUCCUGAGUCGGGCCCUCUGACUGAACAGCUGGAGAAUGCUCUCACAGAGAAAGUGAAUACAUUUUUGCCUGAAGAGACCUUGCCAGUAGGCAGUGUUUGUGAAGAAUCCUCGCGGGACCUUGCAGGAUGUUUUCCUGGAAGGGAGGAGCCAGAGAAGAUUAUUCUGCCUAUCCCAGGGCCUGAUCAGGCAACAGAUAUGCCGGACACGAAAGCUGACGAUGAAGUGGAUUUUCUGAGUAAUACCAUUGCGAGCUCAGUUUCUGAAGAGGCAGCUGCAGGGAGUGUGGCUAUUACACUUUCAGUGAAGCAAGGCCUGAAGACCCAGGCGAUAAACCAAGAAAACUGGUGUACAAUAGAGCCAUGCCCUGAUGUAGCGUCUCUUUUGCCUUCCAAGCCGAGCCCAGAAUGUGAGAACUUCUUGGAUGUUGGAGUGGACAGAGAGUGUGCCUCAACACAGGGUGCACGUAAGCGAGAAUCUGGGAGUGACUCUGACCUCUUCCCCUCACCUGGUGAUGAAAGGGACAGCAUCGUCUUCCCAAAGCCUGAGGAUGAGCAGUUGGUAUGUGAUAUCACCGGAUCCAGUUCUUCCACUGAUGACACAGCUUCCUUGGAUCGACCUUCUUCUCAUGGCAGUGAUAUAUCCCUCCCCCGGAUUUCAAAGUCGAACCGGUCCAAAGAUCAGCAAAGUCUGGAUGGCUUCUGCAGUCUUGUGGGGGGAGCUGACGGUCGAGAAAGUGAGAGUGAGCCUGCAGGCCCAGGUGAUGUGGAGGAGGAGAUGGACAGCAUCACGGAGGUGCCCCCACACUGCUCUGUCCUGCGGGGCUCCAUGCGCUCUCUGUCCCCCUUCCGGAGGCACAGCUGGGGUCCUGGGAAAAAUGCAGCCAGUGAUGCAGAGAUGAACCAGCGGAGUUCAAUGCGAAUUCUUGGGGAUGUUGUCAGGAGACCUCCCAUACAUAGGAGAAGUAUGAGCUGGUGUCCCUCUGGUGUGCAGUACUCUGCUGCCCUGAGUGCUGACUUUAAUUACAGAAGUUUCAGUCUAGAAGGCUUGAUAGGAGGAGCUGGUGUCGAAAACAAACCAUCUUCAUCUCUGGAAGGAAACCCUGCAAACACCCAGGAGCUCAGAUACCCUUUCAGUGGUGAGGAACGAGGUGACUCUUUGGUAUCACUCUCAGAAGAGGAUCUAGAGUCAGGCCAGAGAGAACAUAGAAGGUUUGAUCAGACAUGUCACAGAUCUAAGCAACAGGGAUUUAAUUACUGUACAUCAGCAAUUUCUUCUCCAUUGACAAAAUCCAUCUCAUUAAUGACAAUCAGCCAUCGUGGAUUGGACAAUUCUCGGCCCUUCCACAACACCAGUGCUAAUCUGACUGAGAGUAUAACAGAAGAGAACUUCAAUUUCCUGCCACAAAGCCCCUCCAAGAAAGAUUUUGAAGGGAAGAGUGGAACAAAAGUCAGUCGUACGUUCAGCUACAUCAGGAAUAAAAUGUCCAGCAGUAAGAAGAGCAAAGAAAAGGAAAAAGAGAAAGAAAAAACUAAGGAGAAGGAGAAAGAUUCUAAAGAGAAGGAGAAAGACAAGAAGACUCUGAACGGACACACUUUCAGUUCCAUUCCUGUCGUGGGUCCUAUCAGCUGUGGCCAGUGCAUGAAGCCUUUCACCAGCAAAGACGCCUACACUUGUGCAAAUUGCGGUGCUUUUGUCCACAAAGGCUGCCGAGAAAGUCUGGCCUCCUGUGCAAAGGUCAAAAUGAAGCAGCCCAAAGGUAGCCUUCAGGCACAUGACACGUCAUCAUUGCCCACAGUCAUCAUGAGGAACAAGCCCUCCCAGCCAAAGGAGCGCCCUCGAUCUGCAGUCCUCCUAGCAGAUGAAACCACCACCACCCCAAUGUUUGCUAACCGGCGGUCCCAGCAGAGUGUCUCACUCUCCAAAAGUGUCUCCAUACAGAACAUUACUGGAGUUGGCAGCGAUGAGAACAUGUCAAACACCUGGAAAUUCCUAUCUCAUUCAACAGACUCACUAAAUAAAAUCAGCAAAGUCAAUGAAUCAACAGAAUCACUUACUGAUGAGGGAGUAGGUACAGACAUGAAUGAAGGACAACUAAUGGGAGACUUUGAGAUUGAUUCCAAGCAGCUGGAAGCGGAGUCGUGGAGUCGGAUAGUGGACAGCAAGUUUCUGAAACAGCAAAAGAAAGAUGUGGUCAAACGGCAAGAGGUGAUUUAUGAGUUGAUGCAAACCGAGUUCCACCACCUCCGCACUCUCAAGAUCAUGAGUGACGUGUACAGCCGAGGGAUGAUGACAGAUCUGCUCUUUGAGCAGCAGAUGGUGGAAAAGCUGUUUCCCUGUCUCGAUGAGCUGAUCAGUAUACACAGCCAGUUCUUUCAGCGAAUCCUGGAGCGGAAGAAGGAGUCUCUGGUGGAUAAAAGUGAAAAGAACUUUCUCAUCAAAAGGAUCGGGGAUGUGCUUGUAAAUCAGUUUUCAGGUGAGAAUGCAGAACGCUUAAAGAAGACGUAUGGCAAGUUUUGUGGGCAGCACAACCAGUCUGUAAACUACUUCAAAGACCUUUAUACCAAGGAUAAGCGUUUUCAAGCCUUUGUGAAGAAGAAGAUGAGCAGUUCAAUUGUAAGGAGGCUUGGAAUCCCCGAGUGCAUAUUGCUUGUAACCCAAAGGAUCACCAAGUACCCGGUUUUAUUCCAGAGAAUAUUACAGUGUACCAAAGACAAUGACGUGGAGCAGAAAGACCUGGCACAGUCCUUGAGCCUGGUGAAGGAUGUGAUUGGAGCUGUAGACAGCAAAGUGGCAAAUUACGAAAAGAAAGUACGUCUCAAUGAGAUUUACACGAAGACAGACAGCAAGUCGAUCAUGAGGAUGAAGAGUGGUCAGAUGUUUGCCAAGGAGGAUUUGAAACGGAAGAAGCUUGUGCGAGAUGGGAGUGUGUUUCUGAAGAGCGCAACAGGGAGGUUGAAAGAGGUUCAAGCAGUUCUGCUAACUGACAUUUUAGUUUUCCUUCAAGAAAAAGACCAGAAGUACGUCUUUGCAUCAUUGGACCAAAAAUCAACAGUGAUCUCUUUAAAGAAACUGAUUGUAAGAGAAGUGGCACAUGAGGAAAAAGGUUUAUUCCUGAUCAGUAUGGGGAUGAGAGAUCCAGAGAUGGUAGAAGUCCAUGCCAGCUCCAAGGAGGAACGAAACAGCUGGAUCCAGAUCAUUCAGGAUACAAUCAACACCCUGAACAGAGAUGAAGAUGAAGGAAUUCCUAGUGAGAAUGAAGAAGAAAAGAAAAUGUUGGACACCAAAGCCCGGGAGUUAAAAGAACAACUUCAGCAGAAGGACCACCAGAUCCUGCUCUUACUGGAAGAGAAGGAGAUGAUCUUCCGGGACAUGGCUGAGUGCAGCACGCCCUUGCCCGAGGACUACUCUCCAACUCAGAGCCCUAGAAUCCUCUUCCGCUCCAACACAGAAGAGGCUCUCAAAGGAGGACCUUUGAUGAAAAGUGCAAUAAAUGAGGUGGAGAUCCUUCAGAGUUUGGUGAGUGGAAGCCUGGGAGGCACACUUGGUCAGGCCAUCAGCAGCCCCAUUGAACUGGAAAACAUGGUUGGCCCUAUUUGCCUGCCCCGGAGAGCAGAGACCUUUGGAGGAUUUGACAGCCAUCAGAUGAAUGCUUCCAAAGGAAGCGAGAAGGAAGAGGGAGAUGACGGGCAGGAUCUCAGGAGAACAGAAUCCGAUGGUGGCCUGAAGAAGGGUGGAAAUGCUAACCUCAUGUUUAUGCUUAAAAGAAACAAUGAGCAGCUUGUCCAGAGCAUCGUUCAUCUCCACGAGCUCCUGAGCACUCUGCAGGGUGUGGUGCUGCAGCAGGAUAGCCACAUCGAGGACCAGAAGCUGCUGCUGAGUGAGAGGGCGCUCACCCGGAGCCUGUCACGCCCCAGCUCCCUCAUUGAGCAGGAGAAGCAGCGCAGCCUGGAGAAGCAGCGCCAGGACCUGGCCAACCUGCAGAGGCAGCAGGCACAGCUCCUGGAGGACAGGCGCCGGCGUGAGCGUGAGUGGGAGGCCCGUGAGAGGGAGCUGCAGGAGCGGGAGGCCCGUCUGGCCCAGCGUGAGGAGAAGGUGCAACGGGGCCAGCAGGACCUGGAGCGGGACUGGGAGGAGCUCCAGCAGAGGAAGGGUGCCUACCAGUGCGACCUGGAGAGGCUGCGGGCCUCCCAGAGGCAGCUCGAGAGGGACCGGGAGCAGCUACGGCGGGACAUGGCAGAGCGGCUCAGCCAAACGCAGGUUUCACAUCAACACACCAAGCUGAUGAGGAUCCCAUCCUUCUGUCCCAGUCCUGAGGAGUCCCCCUUGCCAUCUGCACCUUCAGUAGCCAAGUCAGGGUCGUUGGACUCAGAACUUUCAGUGUCACCAAGAAGGAACAGCAUCUCUCGGACACAUAAAGAUAAGGUGCCUUUUCACAUACUGAGUUCAACUGGCCAGCCAGACAGAGCACCAGGAGGGCAGAGCCAGGCCCCAGCGCCCACCUCAGCCCCCACCCGCCUGUUUGGGUUAGCUAAGCCAAAGGAGAAGAAGGACAAGAAAAAGAAGAGCAAAGCCAGCCGCUCGCAGCCCGGCGAUGGUCCUGCAGAAGUAUCGGCUGAGGGUGAAGAGAUUUUCUGCUGACCCUUCUCCCUACUGAGGCAGCCGCUUCCUGGCCCUGGCCAGGGGUUCCCAGCCUGCCUCUCCUGCUAUUCACGCAUGCAUGAGUCUCUUACACUGGAUACCCACUGCUCCUCAGUGUCCGGGCUCUGGACAAAAGGAACAGAUAGUGUUGAGUGUCAGGGUGGGGAGGGAGGCCCAGACUCUGCUUCGGCUGUGGCUUGUGGCUGCCGAGGACCUGCUGUUAGGGCUGGCACUACUCGAGGUGCUACACUAAAAGUAGGGACCCCAGAAGUGCAAGCAAUGGUUCUGGACAUGUCAGGAAUUCCUAAAGGCUCAAAGAGCAUUGCCAAAUGAAGUCUGAAGCUCUUUUAUUUGGGGGAACACAACCAAAACCAGACAGCAGGUAGUUUGUACUUUAUCUGUGUAUGUAUACGGUGACCUGUCUGCAUACACACGUGGAGCAUGCCAGAAGUCUACGCAGUCCACACCGGAUGUCUGGUUGGCUUGGCUUGGCAGCAGGGGAAUGCCUGGUCUACCCAGUAGCCCCUGGGUGCUCAGUGCUUCGCCUGGGAGAUCUCAGAGACUGGUUCCCUUUAAGCCCACCCCGUGCACACAUCAUCCCCCCUCUUUUUUUUUUUUUUUUUCAUGUAUUUCUCAUUUCAUUUUAGAAGGGAUGACAAACAUUUGUGAAAACAGAGGAGGUGUAAUGUGUAUAAAACAUGUGGUCUGCACCUUGACCUCAGUGUUUCAGGUAUUACAAAAAGUGUCUCAUUUUCUCAUCAAAUACAGGAGAAACAUCCUGACUUUCCGAGAUGUCUGCCCACAUUUUCUGGGCACACAUGAAGUAGAGAAGCCACCUCACCAUUUUCCCUGCAGUGUGACACUUUCUGGUUGUCAGUGACCACUCAGUAGUGGCCAGAGCCUCCUGGCAAAGUUCCUGAGCCCUCACAGGCUCCCCCCAGGGCAGUUGCUGCAGCCUGGCCCAGCCGGAGGAGUGCGCUUGGCAGCACACAGUGUGAGGGCAGCCCACUCUUCCCUUGGCUUUGCUGUGCCAUCUUCCCCUCCGAGACCGUGCAGGAGCUGUGCCCUGUGUCCCCAGCAAAGUUGCCCUGCCCCACGCCAGGACAGUUGGCUGAGAAAUAGGUUCAGGUACAGGGUUGAGCCCUGGUGUCCAAUUUCUCCAGGUACCGACCCAGAGGGGCUGGCACAAGAAGAGUCAGAAGCCCUCUGCAAAAUUUGGUUACUUAAGGGCAGUUAAAUCAAAAGGUCUGCUGGGGAGUUGCACUCACCCCGGGAGAGGGCGCCGUGCUGCCUGCUGCCGCUUUGCUUUUCUCUUCUCUCCACUGUGUUGUGGUCUGAGUUGGCUUUGAGACUUCUCACCAGCUGGUGUCUGCAGGACACUUCAUUGGUAACGCUUCCUCUGAGGCUCCUUGUGCCACAAGGGAGACCUUGGCAAGUCCUGUGCUUCACACGUGGCCUUCAGUUUCUGCUUUCUGUCCCUCAGAAGCAUGGGGCUUUGAACAUACUUUAAAAAAAAACAAAACAAAACAAAACAAAAAUAUCUGUAACUUGGUGCUUGUCGAAGAAUUGCAAGCUGGCCUUGCUGAUGGAGAUAUUUAUCUUUCAGUUUAUUUGAAAGAGGUCUGGUUUUAAAUUUGUAGCCUAGAUUUAUUUUAUUUAUUGUGUGUGUGUGUGUUUGUGUUUCUAAGGGUUAACCAAUACUAGUCCAGCAGUUUAAACUGUCUGAUCAGUGCUGAGAAUGCAGCGGCGGCCAGCACUGCUCACUCGGCAGUGUCCAUCAAAGUGCCUUGAAGGCCCAGGUGGAAUGUAAGGGUUGAGGGAGGUCUCCAUGCCCUUCUCUGUCCCCCCACCUCAUUCUUACAUCACGGUAUGUCUUCCCCCUCAUUUGAGAAUUAAGAAACUUGCCACCUAACCUACCUUUACCUGUUUUUGUCAUGAAGUGUUCCUACCCUUUAGAAAUAGACUUUAAGACCAAACCCAGCUGAUUUUCUAUUGAAACCAUAGUGUAUUUUCUCAAGGACUCUAAACAGCAAAAGUUGUAUGUGUUUUCACCAGUCAUAGAACUCCAGGUUGCGGAUGAAACCUGUCAUAUCUUGGUUCAUCUCCACCGUAGGGCUCAGCAGGCUGUCCUUGUCACUGGCUCUGAGUUCCUUACCUGGGGUUUGCAGGACAGUGUAUGCAGGCCGGGCAUGGUGGCUCACGCCUAUAAUCCUAGCACCCUGGGAGGGUGAGGUGAGAGGAUCACUUGAGCUCAAGAAUUUGAGGCUUCAGUGAGCUUUGGAUAGACCACUGUACUCUAAUCAGGGUGAUGGAGCAAGACUCUGUUUCAAUCCCCCCAGCCCCAAAGAAGACCUGCAUUUCUUCCCUGUGUAUGUGGAGGCCGGAUAACCCUGUUCUCCGGGUUUGAAAUGAUACGGGGGCUGGGGUCAGUGCUGAUGAGAUGACUUCCACCCACAUUCUUCACAAAGUGCUGUGGAUGCUGUAAGUUACCAUCUGUUGUCACACGGUUUGAUGUUGAUGUUAAAGUGUCUUCUACUCUCAAGUAGCUGUGAUGUGGAACUUGGUGGUUCUGGUAGUCUUUUUUUAAAUGGAGAUUUCACCUCUGCCCACUCCAUUAACUUAAAACGAUUUGGUGAGGUUCUGGUUGGACAUGUUGAGAAUUAGAAGAGUCCCUUGAAUUUCCCCCAAACUUCAUCUGGAAAUAUAGCUCACAGUGCAGAGAGCUGCUUACCAGGAACCGUGCUUUCAUAUACCUCUGCCAUCUCUUCCUCCCUUUUGAAAUUGACCUCUACAGGAUUUGUUGUGCUUGGGGAGUUACCUGGAUUGUGACUGCUCGUGCUUUGCUUGUGACCUUGAGGAUUGCUCUGGUGACUGAGGCUAAACCCCUGUCUGAUUUCCUCUCCCAUGAGAAGAAGUGGCCUUCUAGGUGACACAGAUCAACGUCCCCACACUGUUUCCACACAAGGAACCCCGGUCUCCAUCAAGCUAAAGAAACCAGGUGCCUGAAAUUGUGCUUAAGUUUUGGGGGGCAGAUAGAGACACUAUUCAGUGUCCCCAGGUUUCCAGAACCUAGUAAAGGUUCUUAAGAAUAUUUCAUCUUACCUUGCGUGUAUCAUCUCAGUAGUUGUCAUCCUAGUCAGGUGACAUGCACUUUAAAUGCUCUCAUAAGUUGGCUUCGUUUUGAGACAAUCAAAAUGUGUUUUCUUAGAAAAUGAAGAGGGUUAAAACAUGCAAAUUGCCAUAUUCAACCUUUGCCAACCUCUACCCACAAAGAGAGCAAUCUGUGGGGAAAACAUCCUUAGCAAGAUUUUUUUUGAAAAGGUACGAAUCUUACCUUUUUCCCUUUCUGUGUCUCAGGAUAGUACCACUCAGUCAUCCCUUUGCUGAUUUUCUCCCUUGUUUGUUAUCUUCUCAAGCCCUCAAUAUUAGUAAGCACAAAAUUUUGAGACCUUUAUUGUUUCUUUAUUAAAAGGAAGGGACAGAUGUUGGCAUGCAAGGGUUUAAUUAAAUAUAUCCUGCCUUAAAGGGUGGCACCAUAAUCUUAAAGGCCAGAACAUGAUCCAGAAGUUGCUAUCCAAAAAAGUACUUUAGAUUUCAUUCUUUUGUCUUUUUGUCUCUAAAGCUCCUUUUCUAUAGCCAGUUCUUUCUUCCCAAGGAUUUUGGUGUUUGCAUUGGCGCCGAUGGUGGGUGGCCAGUUUGUGCCAAGAAGACAGCAGGCUCCAGGAGGUAGUCCUGGUGAGGGGGCCUCAGUGGCCAUAAAGGAGGUGACUCUGAGGUGACCCCAGACACUGCAGAAGGUAUCUGCCCUCCGUGCUUGGAUGCCCCUGACACAUAGAAACCUGAAAGUAACCCUUUGCCUGAAAUGGUGACAAAGCCUGCAGGAGAUACAUGUGCCUUGCCUCUGCCUGCCUUGGGACCGUCAUGUUAAGUCUGUGAGAGAAAGGAGAGGGUAAAGAGUUUGUUUGAGUUUUGUUUUUAAUUUUUUUUUUUUUCCAAUGUAGCAUAACAUUCCUAGUUAACCAGAGCCUUGGAAUCUGCCUGCUGGCCAGGUUUUGAAAAGUAUUUUAAUGCUGCCAUAAAAGGAAUAAAAAGAGAGGGGUGGGAGAAAAAAAGGCAUCUUUCCACAUAUUCAUCUAACUUAAUUGUCAAAAAGUUGACAGGUUAUGAAUUGUUUCUCCAUCUCACUAAGGUUUAAAUGUCAGCAGCCCCCACUGCUAAGUGUCCCUUGCCACACAGUGAGUGACCUGCCCUAGAACAAGGUGGGACCCUCCUGUGCUGCAGACCAGAGGAGCUUCUGCAGGAAGCACAGACCCUGUUCACCCCCAGACUUCCCUGGCGUGAACGUGAUCCUGCCUUUCAUCACCACCGGACAGGAUGUACAGUCCCAGGGCACGGGACGUGCCCAGCUAGUUUGCCUUUGGUUCAGGUUUAACCCUGUGCUUUCCUGUGUGUUGGUUACCCGCACAGGCUCACAGAGGAGACGCAAGCGAGGGCCUGCAGUAGGGUCAUCAGGACACACCUUAUACCUCUGCCCUCAUUGCUUCUCUCCAAAUGCUAUAUGAACAGUGCUGUGCUGAAUCCUAUCAAAAGAUGGGUCAGAACCCAAAUGCUGUGUAAUUAAUUUGUAAUUAUGUACAGAGUGAAGCAGUUUAUGUAAGGAUUUUUUUCAGUGUGUGUGCUGGAAUUUUGCCACAACAUACUGGCUUUUUAUUUAUCUUCCUUUCUAGUUAUUGGCUUCAGACUCUUGUAAAGUCCCCCUCAACCCUUUCAAAAAAAUAAAUUUCCUUUGAAGUCUUGA
Nycticebus coucang (slow loris) is the source of this 13466-nucleotide messenger RNA. RefSeq names its product A-kinase anchoring protein 13 (gene AKAP13). Lineage: Eukaryota; Metazoa; Chordata; Mammalia; Primates; Lorisidae. Gene Ontology annotation, biological process: adrenergic receptor signaling pathway; regulation of Rho protein signal transduction; positive regulation of canonical NF-kappaB signal transduction. Bases 272 to 8668 code for a protein of 2798 amino acids. Gene Ontology annotation, cellular component: membrane; actin cytoskeleton. The record is from RefSeq and is a predicted model, not a curated record. The transcript is spliced from 39 exons. Gene Ontology annotation, molecular function: guanyl-nucleotide exchange factor activity; MAP kinase scaffold activity.